AUCGCUUAGAUUAUUUUGUGUCGUCAUAUGUGGUGUCGAAGAGAAACUAGCAGAGGGUGUAAUAAGUCUAGAUCGAAUCUUGCCUACCAUUUUGAUUUCAUGCUUCCAUGAAAACAGAUGGUCUAUGUAUGACAGCACCAAGUAUCCCGAGAACCCAAAACUUAGUCCUCUCAAUAUCACGUCAGUUUCUAUAGAGUCUUUGCGAUUGAAUCACACCCGAGCAGUGAAAAGAAAAAUCCCCUACAUUCACCGAACAGCAGCAGCGACGCGAUGAUUCACAAGUGUGCCCAUAACGAGCCAAUUACAUAGCCAUCCCUCAGAAUGGUCAUCCAUUCUGAGUCGUCCAAGUCAAGAAUGAAGCAGCGUGCAAUUGUUCCAGCCGUUGGCGUACUUUUGUUGGUCCAACUGGCGUCCGGCAUCCAGUGUGGUGCAAGGCAGCACAAAACGCGUUCACUCAUAACUAACGCCUUCGAAGUUCAACCUGGAGAUUAUCCUUGGCAUGUGGCAAUAUAUCAGCUAUCGCCUGACAAGGAGUACAUUUGUGGAGCUACACUGAUCGGUCGGGACGUUAUCAUAACCUCAGCCCACUGCACCGCAGCGCCUGGUUUGAGGACAGCAAGACCCGUUGAGGAUCUUGCGGUGCAGAUUGGUAAACAUCAGUUAACCGUACGAAACGACCACGAACAGGAAGUUGGUUUAAGCUCGAUAAUUGUACAUCCAGGAUUCAGACGAGAGCGACAUGGCCACGACCUGGCACUACUGAUAACAGUGAAGCCGAUCCUCUUCGGGAAAUUCGUUCAGCCAGCCUGUCUACCCACGCUAGGGAUGUACAGUAAAGAAACAAUUGGUACAAUUGUUGGUUGGGGUUUCACCGAACGGAACACAAUUUCGAACGUUUUGAGAGCAGCAGCCGCUCCCAUUGUUUCGAAGGAUAAAUGUAAGCUCAGUAAUCCGGACGUUUUUAUGGGGAGUCUCGCCGGUGGAAUGUUCUGUGCUGGACAUCGAAACGGCACCAAUGCUUGCAAUGGUGACAGUGGCGGAGGACUGUUCACAAACGUGAGAGGUAGAUGGUAUCUGCUGGGUGUCAUCUCCUUCACCGCGGCCAAAAGCAACGAUGAGAAUUACUGCAGCUCAACCGAUUAUACAGUUUUUGUAAAUGUCGGCAAAUAUAUGAAAUGGAUUGAAGAAAAUUCAGAUUCCAGUUCCGGAACGUCUUGCACGGGGCCCCAUCACUCUGGAAAACUGAGGAAACAAUAUUACGUACAUAACAGCCGAGAAGUUACUUUCUUUGAGGCAUGGCGACUUUGCCUUAGCGCUGGUCAUAAAUUGGCCACCAUUACCUCGGAAGAGGACAGUCGCUUGUUGGAGUACGCAAUUGGGAAUUCGAGCCAGGCUAAAGGACCAUGGUUCAUCGGUGGAACCGACUUGGGUAACGAGGGUCAAUUUGUUUGGAUUUCCACUGGGCAACCGAUCGGAUAUCUAACCGGGUAUCUUAAUUUUUCUCCGGAUCAACCUAACAAUGCAAUCGGAGGUGAGCACUGUCUCGAGGUUGGCCGUUGGGGCAAUGUGGCUUGGAACGAUAUAUAUUGCGAUUGGAAACAGCGAUAUAUUUGUGAAUUCGAAAGUGCAGAAUGAAUAGUAUGGUUAUAUAUAUUAUGUAACAAAAUACGUGCCGGAGUAAA
Toxorhynchites rutilus septentrionalis is the source of this 1682-nucleotide messenger RNA. Its product is annotated as venom peptide isomerase heavy chain-like. Lineage: Eukaryota; Metazoa; Arthropoda; Insecta; Diptera; Culicidae. The transcript has 2 exons. Gene Ontology annotation, molecular function: serine-type endopeptidase activity. The coding region runs from base 322 to 1635 and encodes 437 amino acids. Gene Ontology annotation, biological process: proteolysis. The record is from RefSeq and is a predicted model, not a curated record.